This is a messenger RNA of Myotis brandtii (Brandt's bat), 615 nucleotides long. RefSeq names its product olfactory receptor 2AT4. The transcript is spliced from 3 exons. Bases 1 to 615 code for a protein of 204 amino acids. Gene Ontology annotation, molecular function: olfactory receptor activity. NCBI's taxonomy places the organism in Eukaryota, Metazoa, Chordata, Mammalia, Chiroptera, Vespertilionidae. Gene Ontology annotation, cellular component: membrane. Gene Ontology annotation, biological process: G protein-coupled receptor signaling pathway. The record is from RefSeq and is a predicted model, not a curated record.
AUGGGCUAUGUCUCAGCCUUCAACAAGGCCUUGCACAUAGACACCACAGGAAACACCAGUCUGAAGGCGGGGGCCGACUUCUGGAUCAUUAUUUCAAACAAGGAUUUGCAUUGUCAGGCCCUCCUCCUGCCCAUCCCAGCAGUGGUGCAGACAUCCCACAUGGCUUUUAGUUCUGUGGCCCAGGUCUACCACUGCUUCUGUGACCACUUGGCUGUGGUCCAGGCUUCCUGCUCUGACACCAUGGGCCAGACCCUCAUGGGCUUCUGCAUCGCCAUGGGGGUGUCCUUCCUGCCCCUUCUGCUGGUGUUUCUCUCCUAUGCCCAUAUUCUGGCCUCCAUUCUUCACAUCAGCUCCCGAGGAGGACGUUCAAAAGCCUUCUCCACCUGCAGCUCCCACCUCCUGGUGGUUGGCACAUACUACUCCUCUAUUGCCAUAGCCUAUGUGGCCUAUAGAGCUAACCUGCCCCUGGACUUCCACAUUAUGGGCAAUGUGGUGUUUGCUAUUCUCACACCUGUCCUCAACCCUCUCAUCUACACACUGAGGAAUAAGGAUGUCAAAGCAGCCAUUACCAAAAUGGCAUGUCUCAAGGGCCUAAAGAAUGCUGGGAAACCCUGA